AUGCGGAUCACGACUAUUGUCGCGGCGGCCAUUGCGGUCUCGGGCGCUUUCGCAAAGCCUCGGUUUGUCAUGUAUUUCGACCAAUGGCACAAGGACAACUUGCCUGAUCACUCCGUAACGGCGGGCGUCACCCACGUCACGACGGCUUUUGCCGACUCCAUCGUCUUCAACUCGGGCACCUGGUACGAGCCAUUCAUGGCGCCGGACCAGGUCCGCCUCCUCUUCGACAACGGCACCAAGCUCUGCCUGGCCGUCGGCGGCUGGGGACUGUCGGCCGGCUUCAGUGCGGCUGCAAAGACCAACGAGACGCGGCGGACAUACGCCCAGAACGUUGCUGCUACUGUUAAGAGACUGGGCUACAACUGUGUUGACAUUGACUGGGAGUACCCCGGUGGGAAUGGCGAGGACUACAAGCAAAUUCCCAACUCGGAGAAGGUCUGGGAGAUUGAAGCCUAUCCGCUGUUUCUCGAGGAGAUGAGGAAGGCCCUUCCAGAGAACAUUGAGCUGUCCAUUGCUGUGCCGGCGAGGGUUGAGGAUAUGAUUGCCUUUACGGCCGAGAACGUGGCCAGGAUUAACGGCAUUGUCGACUAUGUCAAUAUCAUGACCUACGACCUCAUGAACCGCCGCAUGAACGAAACCACUCACCACACGAGCGUCAACGGCUCUCUCGACUCGGUCAACACGUACGUCGAGCGCGGCCUGUCGCCCGAAAACAUCAACCUCGGCUUUGCCUUUUACGCCAAGUGGUUCAGCACCCAGUCCGGCUACCAGUGCACGACGCCCACCGGCUGCCCAACCGCGCUGCUCGAGAACGCCGACGGCAGCGACCCGCUCGUGUCCGGGGCCAUCACCUUUGAAGCGUCGACGUAUGCCGGCAAGCUCGAGCACGCCGUGGCCAAUGGCGUCGCGGACCAGGAACUGGGCGGGCAGUGGUGGUGGGACGCCAACCAGGAGGUGUUCUGGACCUGGGACACGGCCCUGUUCGUUGCUCGCAAGUUCUCGGAGAUUGUGGUGCCGAAGAAGCUGGGCGGCGUCUUUGCGUGGUCUCUGGCGCAGGACAGCUAUGAUUGGAGCCGGUUCAAGGCUCUGCAGGCGGGAGUGAGGGCGAUGGAGCAGCAGCGGGAAGAGUGA
Molecule: messenger RNA, 1131 nt
Organism: Trichoderma citrinoviride
Lineage: Eukaryota; Fungi; Ascomycota; Sordariomycetes; Hypocreales; Hypocreaceae
Product: glycoside hydrolase family 18 protein
Exons: 4
Coding region: 1-1131 (376 amino acids)
Biological process (GO): carbohydrate metabolic process; chitin catabolic process
Cellular component (GO): extracellular region
Molecular function (GO): chitinase activity; chitin binding
Source: RefSeq, a predicted model, not a curated record